GUUGGUAAUUGGUAUUGCAGCAUAUUGGUGGCGAAUGUUUGGGUCACAAACUCCAAAUUUGCAGAAGCUGGCUAUUAAGAUUUUGAGUUUGACUUGCAGUGCUUCAGGAUGUGAAAGAAAUUGGAGUGUGUUUGAGCAAGUAAUUGUGACAAAACUCUAACUAUACUUUUUAAUUUUAUUUAAUUUUGAUGAUCAAGUUAUAUUUGGAGUAUAUUUGAGAUUGAAAUCAACAUUUAUUUGUUAUGUUGUAGAUUCAUUCCAAAAAAAGAAAUAGGCUUGAGCACAAGAGGUUGCAUGAUUUGGUGUUUGUCAAAUACAACCAACAAUUGAAGCAAAGAUAUAAUGCAAGAGAUGAAAUUGAUCCAAUUUCUCUUAAUGAUAUUGAUGUAUGCAAUGAAUGGCUCGUGGGAGAGAUGGAUCAAGAUGAUGAUAAUGAUGCUGGAAAUGAUUUGGUAUUUGAAGAUGAUGAUGCUCUAAAUUGGGCAACUGUGUAUCAGGCUUCGGGGGUUGGAGAGUGUAGGAUGUAUACUAGGCGGAAAAAGCAAAAAACAAGUGUUGCUGCUGCCCAAACUUCUAAAAAACAGGCAAUGGUUGUUGGAUCUUCAUCAAGGAAGCAAAAAGCAGUCCAAGAAAAUGAUGAGGAUCUAGAUGUUGAGGAGAAUAUUGAUGUUGAAUCUGAAGAAGAAGAAAUCAUGGUCAAUUUUGAGGCGUCUGAUGGGGAAGAGGGAAAGGGAGAUGCUCCAUUACCAUAUGAUAACAACGAAGAUGAUUAUGUUGGGAUUGGAGAAGAUGAUUAGAGCCUUAACCUUCACUUUGCACUUUGCAUUAUGUUUUUAUCAUUUUCUUAUUUUGAACUCUUUAAUGAGUUUAUUUGGUGUUGGUACUUGAUUAUUGUAUGAACUCAUGAAACUUUUUUAGUUUAUUUGAAUGCAAUCCUUUGUUUUCUUCAAUUUCAAUGAGUUUAUAUAUAUGUUUUUUUUUUUUUUUGUGUCCGCCAUGACAUCCGCCAUUUUCCGCUACGCCAUCCGCCAUAUUUUUAUGGCGGAUUUUUGACUUUCCGCCAUGAACCGCCAUCCGCCAUUAACAACAUUGAUUGA
This is a messenger RNA of Glycine soja, 1097 nucleotides long. RefSeq lists its product as uncharacterized. Lineage: Eukaryota; Viridiplantae; Streptophyta; Magnoliopsida; Fabales; Fabaceae. The transcript has a single exon. The coding region runs from base 414 to 797 and encodes 127 amino acids. The record is from RefSeq and is a predicted model, not a curated record.